CCCUCACUGGGGAUCGAGCCAGCAACCGGGCAUGUGCCCUGACGGGGAAUCGAACCGUGACCCCCUGGUUCAUAGGUCGACGCUCAACCACUGACCACACUGGCCCAGCCUAAACAACUAUCUUUUUAUAAAAACAAAACAAACCCCACAGCACUGUGGGCAGCAUGCCUUUAUGUUUAAAGGUAAUUGUGGAUUUAGGAAGAUGACGUCACUCCUUUGGGGAUAAUGGUUUUUGCAGCUAAUUUCCACCCUUUUAUGAAGUCAUGAUGCAUAGCCCACUUGCAAAAGUAGAAAGAGAACUGUCAAAAGUUCUAAUUUUUUUUACCUUGGUAACUUGAAUCUUAAACUUAGCUAGUGGAGCAUGAAGGAUCAAAAAAGACCUGGAUUGCUCUAAUGAUUGGUCAGAGUUUUAGACAGGCCAUUGGACCUUUGAAUUUAGCAGGUUUCCAUGUCCACAGUCAAUUAAAAUAAAGACCCGCCGUGUCCACUCACAUAGCCGCACCAGGGCCAUUAUUACCGUGACUGUGCGGCAGGCUUGUCAGUAGAGCGCUGGCCUACUUCUAAAGCCAUGGCAACACGCCGCCGGGCUCCCUUAAGUUUUAUCUUCUCGUGACUUUUAUUUUGAAGCCUUUGGAAUGAACGUUCCACAUUCUUUCAUUGUGAAUGUAAAGCCCAGCGUGCCCAUGCCGGCUAUGGGUGGGUUCCCGGGGAAGGGCCUUAUCUAAGAUGACGCGUGCAAGCUGUGAUGUCACCGACUCGGGACCUGUCCGACAGGAAGCGGUGGCGCCGCUGCCACCCUUAGGCAAGCGCCCAGACACUGUGUGGGACAGUCCUUCUUCUCCUUCUCUGCCCGCCGGGAUGCCGGCCGCAACCCCACGCGCUGUGCCCACCUGCCUGUGAGCCUUCAAGAGCCGCGCCCACCCUGACAGAACCAGGGGCGGGGCUGGGAUCGUCGCGGCUGGGACCACACAUGGAGGCCGACAGGAUGGGCAACAGCAGGUCGUCCACUUGGGGGAAGCCGGCAGCUGCUCCCGUGAAUCAGAUCCAGAAGAGUUCCAGUCACAAAUGCCUGUGUGAUGCACUUUGACGCGUACUGCUAAGAUGAAAUGCAGAAAUGAAAGCCACACGUCCGUGUUAGUACUCUCAGAUGCGAUUAGAUGUACUUUAUCAUGUUUUUAUGCUACUGACCUAGAAAAAAAAUUAAAAAGGGUAACAGACAUCUAGGACCUGCGACCUGGAUUCUUCUGGGAUGACCUGGGACUUCACAAGGAGAGAUUUUAUCACAGCCCAUUCACACCUCAUCUGAGCCCUCGCCUGGAUUCAUACUCCUUUCCUUCACUGGCACUUGUCACCACUUUAUCUCCCAGGAUGGCGGACAGUCUCCCUACAGAGUUUGAUGUAAUUAUCAUAGGGACAGGUUUGCCUGAAUCCAUCCUUGCGGCUGCAUGUUCAAGAAGUGGGCAGAGAGUGCUACAUGUUGAUUCGAGAAGUUACUAUGGAGGAAACUGGGCUAGUUUCACCUUUUCGGGAUUGCUCUCCUGGUUGAAGGAGUGUGAGCAAGACAGUGAGGCUGGGGACAAAAGCACUGUUGCCUGGCAAAACCUGAUCCAGGACACAGAAGAAGCCAUCGCUCUGCGUCGGAAGGAUGACAGCAUUCAACACGUAGAAGUGUUCUGUUACGCCAGCAAGGACACCGGUGACAGUGCUGAAGAGAUUGAUGUUUUGCAGAAAAAUCCUUCCUUGGUAGCAUCUAGUACCCUCACCAAACCUCUGGAUUCUGCAUGCCUGUCCGAAGAAACACACUCAGACAGCACUAGCCCCGAAAUGCCUGCCAAAGACACUCCACAACACGAUGGAGAAAUUUUACCAGAAGUAACCGAUAGAGAGGAAACUCAGGUGAAAGAAACGGAUUGUGGAGAGAAAACUUGUAUACACACAGUUUCAGAUGGAGCUAAGGAUGAAAAUAAACCUGUCGUAGAAGACAACUCGGGUCAACCAAAGAGAAAUCGGAUUACUUACUCUCAGAUAGUUAAAGAAGGCAGGAGGUUUAAUAUCGACUUGGUCUCAAAGCUGCUGUAUUCUCAAGGCUCGCUGAUCGAUCUCUUGAUCAAAUCCAAUGUUAGUCGCUACGCUGAAUUUAAAAACGUCACCAGGAUCCUCGCAUUUCGAGAGGGGAAAGUAGAACAGGUGCCUUGUUCCCGAGCAGAUGUCUUUAACAGCAAAGAGCUCACCAUGGUAGAAAAGAGGAUGCUGAUGAAGUUUCUGACAUUUUGCUUAGACUAUGAGCAGCAUCCUGGGGAAUACCAGGACUUCACACAGCGCCCCUUUUCCGAGUACUUAAAGACUCAAAAGUUAACCCCCAACCUCCAGCACUUUAUACUACACUCGAUCGCAAUGACAGAGCCAUCCUGCUUGACCGUCGACGGCCUUAAAGCAACAAAGCACUUCCUUCAGUGUCUUGGCCGGUACGGCAACACUCCCUUCUUAUUCCCCUUGUACGGCCAAGGGGAAAUUCCCCAGUGUUUCUGCAGGAUGUGUGCUGUUUUUGGUGGAAUCUAUUGUCUUCGCCACAGAGUGCAGUGCCUCGUGGUUGACAAGGAAUCUGGAAGGUGUGAAGCAGUGAUAGAUCAUUUUGGCCAGAGAAUCAGUGCGAAGUUUUUCAUAGUGGAGGACAGCUACCUUUCCGAGGACACCUGCGCAGGCGUGCAGUAUGGGCAGAUCUCCAGGGCCGUGCUCAUCACAGACCAGUCCGUGCUCAAGGCAGAUUCCGACCAGCAGAUCUCCAUGUUGACGGUCCCUCCGGCGGAACCAGGCGCGCGUGCCGUUCGGGUCGCUGAGUUAUGUUCUUCAACCAUGACGUGCAUGAAAGACACCUACCUGGUGCAUCUGACCUGCUCAUCGGCUAGCACAGCAAGAGAAGACUUAGAACCAGUGGUGCAGAAGUUAUUCACCCCCUACGCGGAGACAGAAAUAGACGAGGGAGACCCUCCGAAGCCACGGCUCUUGUGGGCUCUUUAUUUUAACAUGAGGGAUUCCUCAGGGGUCAGCAGAAGCUCUUACCAUGGCUUACCUUCCAACGUGUAUGUCUGCUCUGGGCCUGACUGUGGACUAGGAAACGAGCACGCAGUCAAGCUCGCCGAAACCCUGUUCCAGCAGAUCUUCCCAGGAGAAGACUUCUGCCCCCCACCGCCCAAUCCAGAAGACAUUAUCUUCGAUGGGGAUGACAAGCAACCAGAGGCUCCUGGGACCAAUACUCUCAUCGUGGCCAAACUAGAAGCCUCCGAAGGCAGCCAAAACCUAGACAGCCCAGGACAGCAUCUUCAAAAUUAGGAAAAAAAGAAAAGGAGGCUGGAAAUGCUACUGCGGGCCUUCAUCCUAGCGUCCGAAUAUUCUCAUUUAAAGGACAGCUUCCUGAGUAAUUAGAAGUGGUUAUGUGAUGAGUGCCAUUAGUCACUGGAUGUCUGUUAACCUGUCAGUAACUGAUUCAUUAGUUAUUGGACUAUUUCUUGUUUGUUUCAGAAUGUACUCUGUGAUCCAGAAUCUUAAACAGGGUUAGCUUUAUUUUAGUAUUGGGCGUAUAGGUGAGGGUUCCAUAUUAGCAACUGUGCUUAAAGGAGGGUUAUAUUGUAUCUGCUAAUGACUUUCAGAUUUUAUUCUUGUCUACAAUGACAGUGUCUAAAGGGUAUUUUACUUUGCAGCUAAGAUAGUUGCUACCACCUCUGAGUAAAACACACACACAGUAAAUUAUGUGGGUCUUUUGUAUAUAAUAUAAACAUAUUUAUGGUAGCAAUAGCAACUAAUGCAAGUGCCAAUAUAAAAUACAUUUGUCUAAUCAAAAGACUAGCUUUGCAUGAUCCUUUAUUUGUGAAGGUCUGAUGUUUACAGAUGUCUCGCUGUUGAAUUCUCCUAAGCCACCCUUGUAACCCAGAAGGCAACAUCACCACCACAAUCUUCUAACAUUAGAACAAGUGCCAGAAAGUCCAGUUACUUGUUGAAGAGCUCAUUCUUGGGAGGUUCCGUCAGAGAAAGUGUAGGGGAGAAGAUGCGUUCUGAUUAAAUAUUUCAGAAAAUGUCUGCAGAGCCCUGGCACCGAAAAGAAGAGUUUCCAACCAGUAACUCAGGCAAAAAUAAAAAACAAAUGGCUCUACGCACCAGAUACUUCAGAAGAACUUUUCAAAUCCCCAAGGAGGAACCAAGUGAGUCCGUUUGAACCCGGGGUUCCCUUGCCCAGCCUUCUCAAAUUCCUAUGCACACUGCACAUAUCUUAUUUUGAAGUAAAAAAACAAGACGGGAACAAAUACAAUAUUUGUAUUUGCAUGUGGCCUGCGGGCCGUAGUUUGAGGACCCCUGAUCUAAGGGAUAGAAAUACACAGUUUCCCAGACCCACCAGGAGUCGAGAAGCUGUUAGUCCAGUGAUGCAGUCCAGCUGUGGAGCCGUAAGAAGAGGUAAACCUCUCCCUUCCAGUCCCCUUUGCAUUCCUCAGUGAGAAUGAGCUUCCCGUAGGGAGAGAGGCCAUCAUGAGAAUUUCUGUUCCGGAAAUGAGCCUUGACUAUGUGCUGGCCACUUACCGUGCUCUCUCUUUACGGCUUCUCAACCCUGAGAGGCAGAUGUUGUUGAAUGCAUUUUCAAAGCAGAAAUCAAGACUUGAUUCAUCCUUUUCUCCGAGUCUGGUAGGUGGAAGAGCCAGCAUUGGGAUCCAGGCUUUCGUGAUUUCAGAAUCCUUCCAUGAACGUUAACGUAGAAGAAUGCGGAUUCCGGAGGAGGAGGGAAAAUGCGCCUGAAAGUCAGUCUAUUGUUGCUGGUGAAGGAAAGGAGACAGAAAUUGGCCUCUGCUCAUUACCGAAUUGGAGAAAUGGGAAGAUUGGGAGUAAAAAUAAAGAUAGCUUAGAGCUGUGGACCUCAUUGAGACAGAAUUUGGCUAAGUUUUAACAAAAGAAUGCGUUUUAAUCGUGUACCUUUUGAUCUGAACACCAUGUCAUGAGAAAACAGAUGUACUAAGCCAGACGAUGCUCCGAGUAGUCUUCUGUUGCUGUUCUAUGUGUGGAAAAUGAAACAAGAAAGAUGAAGUCAUUUAUACCUUACUGAACGUAGAGAAGUCAUAAAUUGGUAGUAUACGGUUUUUGAAUAUAGCAAAGUGAUAUUAUUGGGUGGAUCCUAAAGUUUAAAUCCAGCCAAAAGAAAAAUGAAAAAUGUACUAAAUAGAAGAGCAAGACGAGAUGGGUUUUUAAAAAGCUACUUGCAUUAUAUAUAUGGAUCAAGGGCUUAAUAUUUUUUAAAGGGGAGAUGCAAAUCCAUAAGGUUUUCUACUCUACCAGGCAAAUUCAUUGAAAGCAUUGGUACAAAUGAAAAAAUACAAAUAAAUUCUUAGGAUGAUAUUCAGAUUUCCUAGUAUGAAAAAUGCAAAUUGAAACAACUUUGACCUAAUUUCUACUAGUUCAUGCUAGUAGCAAAAGUUUUCAACUGCAUGUACCACAUACCAGUAGUAUUAUUCUAUUAGUAGAUUUUAAAAGAACUAUUUAGAAAAACAUAAUAAGAGCUCUAUAACCAAUAUCUUUUGAUAGAUCUCAUUUUGAGAAGCAUAUAUCCAGGAAAAUAAAAGUAAAAGAUUAAUUGUAUAAAGAUAUUUCUAGUAACUCCAUUCAUUUGAGUUUUUUUAAAGCCCAGUAAUUGGGAAAUGUAUAAAUAAGAUUUUGUGUAUUGCUAUUGCUAUCAAAAACUGUUAUAUAGACAAUAAAUAAUAUAUAUGUAAAAUUGUAUGGGAAAUGUUUAAAUGAGACUCAAAGUGUUAGCACAUAAGUUAUAUUUACUGGUUAUAUUCAUGUACAUUGAAGAUCAGAAGAAAACAUGAUUAAUUGGAAUUUAACAUUAAGAGGUCUUUAUUUUCUGUAAAAUACUGAAGUGUGCAAUGAAAAAUAAAAGAUGAUGGUAUACUGA
Myotis lucifugus (little brown bat) is the source of this 5935-nucleotide messenger RNA. It is a transcript of the gene CHML, whose product is annotated as CHM like, Rab escort protein 2. The transcript has 3 exons. Gene Ontology annotation, biological process: small GTPase-mediated signal transduction; vesicle-mediated transport; protein geranylgeranylation. Bases 1369 to 3330 code for a protein of 653 amino acids. Gene Ontology annotation, molecular function: GDP-dissociation inhibitor activity. Lineage: Eukaryota; Metazoa; Chordata; Mammalia; Chiroptera; Vespertilionidae. Gene Ontology annotation, cellular component: nucleus; cytoplasm; cytosol. The record is from RefSeq and is a predicted model, not a curated record.